Molecule: messenger RNA, 717 nt
Organism: Guyanagaster necrorhizus
Lineage: Eukaryota; Fungi; Basidiomycota; Agaricomycetes; Agaricales; Physalacriaceae
Exons: 5
Coding region: 1-717 (238 amino acids)
Source: RefSeq, a predicted model, not a curated record
AUGGUAGACGACUGUCGAGUACAAGUUCGCGACCACGAAAUAAAAACGACAACUUUCAAGGUCCUCCUCUUCCCAGUCAACGGCGACCAGCCCCAUCUCGUUGACAUGGUUUUCAGCGAGGCUGGAGCCAAAUCCCAUCCGCGCGGUUUCUACAGUACAGCAGUCGACCUGCGAGGACUAUACGGAAAAUAUACAGCAGGAUAUACGCGGCUGCUUAGAUUCGAUAUCCAAGACCACGAAGAACCCCUCGACGGCCGGUACCAUUUGUAUUACAAUAUUAGUCCUCGUCUCCCUGUCAACCACGCAAUGGCCAGAAUCGUGGGUGUAGAUCCUAAAAGACCUAGCUCUCGGCCGAUGUGGAAAGGCGACGUUGUUAUCAUAAAGAAGCAGCCGGAAAUGGAGAGCGAAGAACCCAAAUCAGGAAUUGCGGAGAAAACGAUUCGCGGGUGGUACAACUCGGAUAUGUGGGCGCCGAAUGCAAGAAUACAACACGAGUCUCUUGACUUCCAUUUAGCAAAUGAGGAGCCUACAGAUCCUCGAUUGAAGCUGCUGAAGGAUUUGGGCACAUACGAAUUGGUGACGGACGAGAAAAAACGACGAAAACAGGAGAAGAUUUAUGAGAGAGUCGUAGCAGAUGGUGCACCUAAAAUGAGCUUUCUCGCGAAUUCGGGGCUGAUAUAUUUUGUUCGUAGAAAAGAAGCGCCUCGUCCGGUGUGA